AUGCCAGAAGCGAGCGAAGAAGUCUCAACCAUCGCUCUUGAACCCACACACCCAAUGCUUAUCAAACCAUCCUCGACGCCAUCGACCAUCAGUCACAUGCCAAUGUUCGCUGCUCCACAAGAAUUAUGCAUCAACGAACCAACGGGAUCAUUCUCAUUCGGAUGUUCCUCAUUUUAUGCGGUUUGCUCGUACGGCAAAGCACACCUGGAGCUUUGUGAAGGCAAUCUGAGAUUCGAUAUUGAGUCGGGAGUUUGCGUUGAGGAGGUGUUUGUUGAUGCAUGUACUGAACACCUGACAACCGAACCGACCACACCAACCACACCAACCACCGUAUCUUCUGAUGCAACAUCACCGUGUCCAGGGUGCCCACCGUGCAUC
This is a messenger RNA of Anisakis simplex (herring worm), 378 nucleotides long. NCBI's taxonomy places the organism in Eukaryota, Metazoa, Nematoda, Chromadorea, Rhabditida, Anisakidae. The record is from the annotation of a GenBank genome assembly.